AUGAGGGCCAAGCCUCUGAACACUGUGAAGGCCAAUCCUUGGAAUAAUGCGAGGGCCAAGCCUCUGAACACCGCACGGGGCAAGCCUCUGAGUGCUGCGAGGGCCAAGCCUCUGAACAUUGCGAGGGCUGAGCCUCUGAACACUGCGAGCAGCAAGUCUCUGGACACCUUGAGGCCCGAGCUUCAGAACACUGCGAGGGCCGAGCCUCUGAACACUGCGAGGGCUGAGCCUCUGAACACUGCGAGGGCUGAGCCUCUGAACACUGCGAGGGCUGAGCCUCUGAACACCAUAAGCAUCGAGCCUCAGAACACUGUGAGCAGUGAGUCUCAGAACACCAUGAGCAAUGAGCUUCAGAACACCAUGAGCAAUGAGCCUCUGAACACUGCAAGGCACAAGCCUCAGAACACCGCGAGGGCUGAGCCUCUGAACACCGCAAGCAGCAAGCCUCAGAACACCGCGAGGACCGAGUCUCUGUUCACCGUAAGCAGUGAGCCUCUGAACACCGGGAGCAGUGAGCCUCAGAACGCCGCGAGCAGUGAGCCUCAGAACGCCGCGAGCAGUGAGCCUCUGAACACCAUGAGCAGCGACCCUCAGAACACCACGAGCAGUGAGCCUCAGAACGCCGCGAGCAGUGAGCCUCUGAACACCGCGAGGGCUGAUCCUCUGAACACCGUGAGCAGUGAGCCUCUGAACACCGCGAGCAGUGAGCCUCUGAACACCGUAAGCAGUGAGCCUCUGAACACCGUGAGCAGCGACCCUCAGAACACCAACACCGCGAGCAGUGAGCCUCUGAACACCGCGAGGGCUGAACCUCUGAACACCACAAACAGUGAGCCUCUGAACACCACGAGCAGUGAGCCACUGAACACCACGAGCAGUGAGCCUCAGAACGCCGUGAGAGCCAAGUCUCUGUUCACCGUGAGCAGCGACCCUCAGAACGCCGCGAGCAGUGAGCCUCUGAACACCGUGAGCAGCGACCCUCAGAACACCACGAGCAGUGAGCCUCUGAACACCGUGAGCAGUGAGCCUCUGAACACCGUGAGCAGUGGGCCUCUGAACACCACGAGCAGUGAGCCUCUGAACACCGUGAGCAGCGACCCUCAGAACACCACGAGCAGUGAGCCUCUGAACACCGUGAGCAGCGAGCCUCAGAACACCACGAGCAGUGAGCCUCUGAACACCAACACCACGAGCAGUGAGCCUCUGAACACCGUGAGCAGUGAGUCUCAGAACACCACGAGCAGUGAGCCUCAGAACACCGCGAGCAGUGAGCCUCUGAACACCGCGAGGGCUGAACCUCUGAACACCACAAACAGUGAGCCUCUGAACACCACGAGCAGUGAGCCACUGAACACCACGAGCAGUGAGCCUCAGAACGCCGUGAGAGCCAAGUCUCUGUUCACCGUGAGCAGCGACCCUCAGAACGCCGCGAGCAGUGAGCCUCUGAACACCGUGAGCAGCGACCCUCAGAACACCACGAGCAGUGAGCCUCUGAACACCGUGAGCAGUGAGCCUCUGAACACCGUGAGCAGUGGGCCUCUGAACACCACGAGCAGUGAGCCUCUGAACACCGUGAGCAGCGACCCUCAGAACACCACGAGCAGUGAGCCUCUGAACACCGUGAGCAGCGAGCCUCAGAACACCACGAGCAGUGAGCCUCUGAACACCAACACCACGAGCAGUGAGCCUCUGAACACCGUGAGCAGUGAGCCUCUGAACACCGUGAGCAGUGGGCCUCUGAACACCGCGAGCAGUGAGCCUCUGAACACCGCGAGGGCUGAACCUCUGAACACCACAAACAGUGAGCCUCUGAACACCACGAGCAGUGAGCCACUGAACACCACGAGCAGUGAGCCUCAGAACGCCGUGAGAGCCAAGUCUCUGUUCACCGUGAGCAGCGACCCUCAGAACACCACGAGCAGUGAGCCUCUGAACACCGUGAGCAGCGACCCUCAGAACACCACGAGCAGUGAGCCUCUGAACACCGUGAGCAGCGAGCCUCAGAACACCACGAGCAGUGAGCCUCUGAACACCAACACCACGAGCAGUGAGCCUCUGAACACCGUGAGCAGUGAGUCUCAGAACACCACGAGCAGUGAGCCUCAGAACACUGUGAGCAGCGACCCUCAGAACACCGUGAGCAGUGGGCCUCUGAACACCGUGAGCAGCGACCCUCAGAACACCGUGAGCAGUGAGCCUCAGAACGCCGCAAGCAGUGAGCCUCUGAACACCGCGAGCAGUGAGCCUCUGAACACCGUGAGCAGUGGGCCUCUGAACACCGUGAGCAGCGACCCUCAGAACACUGUGAGCAGUGAGCCUCUAAACACCACAAGCAGUGAGCCUAAACGCCGUGAGCAGUGA
This is a messenger RNA of Hemiscyllium ocellatum (epaulette shark), 2361 nucleotides long. Its product is annotated as mucin-5AC-like. The transcript has 5 exons. Bases 1 to 2361 code for a protein of 786 amino acids. The record is from RefSeq and is a predicted model, not a curated record. Lineage: Eukaryota; Metazoa; Chordata; Chondrichthyes; Orectolobiformes; Hemiscylliidae.